CCGCGAGAACUCAGCCGUUUCUAUGAUGGCGGCAGCGCGGCAUCUGCCCGCAGCUAAGAUGGCACCACCACUCUCGGGCCACAGCCCGGCGCUCCCGGCAUGCACUGCGCGGCGUCCGGCACACAGCUGCCAAGAUGGCGGACCUGGAGGAGCGAGUGUCGGAUGAGGAGAAGGUGCGUAUAGCUGCAAAAUUCAUCACUCAUGCACCCCCUGGAGAGUUCAAUGAAGUAUUCAAUGAUGUUCGGUUAUUGCUUAACAAUGACAAUCUUCUCAGGGAAGGGGCAGCACAUGCAUUUGCACAGUACAACAUGGAUCAGUUCACUCCGGUGAAGAUAGAAGGGUACGAUGAUCAGGUCUUAAUCACAGAACAUGGUGAUCUGGGCAAUGGCAGAUUUUUAGACCCAAGAAACAAGCUUUCUUUUAAGUUUGAUCACUUAAGGAAAGAAGCAAGUGAUCCCCAGCCCGAGGACACAGAAUUGGCUUUGAAGCAAUGGAGAGAUGCCUGUGACAGUGCACUGAGAGCCUACGUCAAAGAUCAUUACCCCAAUGGCUUCUGCACUGUUUAUGGUAAAUCUAUAGAUGGACAGCAGACAAUUAUUGCCUGUAUUGAGAGCCACCAGUUUCAACCCAAAAACUUCUGGAAUGGGCGUUGGAGAUCAGAAUGGAAAUUUACCAUCACACCACCAACAGCUCAAGUGGCUGCAGUGCUCAAAAUCCAGGUCCAUUACUAUGAAGAUGGCAAUGUCCAGCUGGUUAGUCACAAAGACAUUCAGGACUCUGUACAGGUGUCAAGUGAUGUCCAAACUGCUAAGGAGUUUAUUAAGAUCAUAGAAAGUGCAGAAAAUGAGUACCAGACAGCAAUCAGUGAAAACUACCAGACCAUGUCAGACACCACUUUCAAAGCCUUACGCCGGCAGCUGCCUGUCACCCGCACCAAGAUUGACUGGAACAAAAUCCUCAGCUACAAGAUUGGCAAAGAAAUGCAGAAUGCUUAAUGCAGAAACAAGGAGGUGUAUGAAACAUUCGUGUGCAAAAAACCAAAUGUGGUCCUAUGCCAAGUAGAUGGUUUCCAAGCCAGAGCAGCAUUUUUUAGGGCUUUCAAAGUUAACAGGUUUUCUAGCCUGAGAGGGAACCGUGGAACAAAUAGUUGUCUUUGUGUUUUGUGUUUCCUGCCACAUAAACUUCCUGUUGUAGCUGCAUUUAAUAGGUCAUUUAAAUUCAGCCAUUCAUGGCCCAGAAGUAUAGCUGUUUUCAGUCACUGGCUGGAAAACUUCCUAGCUGGAAAAGCCCUAUUACUACCCAGGAGAGGGUGCAGAGCGUUCCCUUCACCUGUAUCCAGCACUCCAGGUAUCCAGUAAGUUUGUCAAACUUGCCAAGAGCUCACGACGCUGCAAGACACAGUAAGUGCGAGACAGUGAGUCCUCGUGUAUCCUUAUUCCCAACUUCCACAAAGCAGAUGCCUGCAGGCUUAGAUUUUACUGUAGAAAAUGAGUUUACAGGAUCCUUUACAGAAUUUCCUGCUGACCCAGCUCUUCCCGGGACAUAACUUUUUUUAAUCUGAAGAUUUGAGCCACGUUCCCUAAAAGUGAACAUCUUUUUUCUCCCCUCCCUCGUGUACGUACGGUUACCAGACAUGUGCAUUUUUACAGAACUACAAGAUGAGUCGCUGCUGAUCCACAAGGGCUGGAUGGUGAUUAAAAAUGCAAAUGUCUACAGAAUAAUAGGUAUGUUGUGCUUUAAUGCUUUGUGGCAGGUUCAUAGAUUUGUAUCACAGGUGUAUGGAUGGAUAGCUUACAAAAUAAAUAAACUUGCACCAAAGUGAAAGAAAAAAUCCUGUCCAUUUGUCUCAGUUGUGGGCAGUUUCUUGUCAUGCUUACAGGAUGUUUUGGAACGAAUCUUCUACAUGCUUGCCCGGCAUUGCUAUUUUCCUCCUCUAACAUCAAAAUUAGCAGUCAUAACAGUUUCUCUGAAGGGGAGGAUAAGGAAAUACACAUGUACCUCUCUCAGAUCUUGGAACACGGAUUCACUAUAAAGUGAACCUCCUUUGGUGCACUCCCUUUGCUUUGUUUACAUUUGGUUAUCACUGGGCGCCUUGUGGGUUCUCGUUUUUAAACUGGCUCAUGUCUUCUUGUUUUUAAAUACAUAAAGGAAGAAGGGUUGGGAAGAGAGGGGUGGGGUGGCCUGCACAUUACACUUCAGGUUUUGCACAGUAACACCACAAAAUAAGUGUUUAUCCUUUGUGAGUUUCAUCUAAAUAAAAUGUAUUUGUAUUUGCUGCUGAGACUGACAAUUCAUCCCUCAAGCAUCCUCUGUAUCAACCAAUCUAGUGCAAAUAGACCAGUCUUUGUUGAAA
This is a messenger RNA of Prinia subflava (tawny-flanked prinia), 2353 nucleotides long. RefSeq names its product capping actin protein of muscle Z-line subunit alpha 1 (gene CAPZA1). Gene Ontology annotation, biological process: barbed-end actin filament capping; actin cytoskeleton organization. Gene Ontology annotation, molecular function: actin filament binding. Bases 135 to 995 code for a protein of 286 amino acids. Lineage: Eukaryota; Metazoa; Chordata; Aves; Passeriformes; Cisticolidae. Gene Ontology annotation, cellular component: F-actin capping protein complex; actin cortical patch. The record is from RefSeq and is a predicted model, not a curated record. The transcript is spliced from 10 exons.